This is a messenger RNA of Electrophorus electricus (electric eel), 846 nucleotides long. It is a transcript of the gene nubp2, whose product is annotated as nucleotide binding protein 2 (MinD homolog, E. coli). Gene Ontology annotation, cellular component: cytosol. NCBI's taxonomy places the organism in Eukaryota, Metazoa, Chordata, Actinopteri, Gymnotiformes, Gymnotidae. The record is from RefSeq and is a predicted model, not a curated record. Gene Ontology annotation, molecular function: 4 iron, 4 sulfur cluster binding; ATP-dependent FeS chaperone activity; ATP binding. Gene Ontology annotation, biological process: iron-sulfur cluster assembly.
ACUGUCACGUGGUUCUGUUGCAGAAAACAUGGAGGUCGCGAGCGAUCCGGGAAACCUGCGAAACGUUCGGCACGUGGUCCUGGUUAUGUCCGGUAAAGGCGGAGUCGGUAAGAGCACCAUCACAACCGAGCUGGCCCUCGCGCUGCAACACGCGGGGAAGAAGGUGGGCGUCCUGGACGUGGACCUGUGCGGUCCGAGCAUCCCGCGCAUGCUGGGCAUGGCUAAUCAGCACGUUCACCAGUGUGAUGCAGGCUGGGUGCCUGUGUACGCAGGCUCACAGCAGACGCUUGCGCUCAUGAGUGUAGGCUUCCUGCUCGAGGACCCUGACGAGGCCAUCGUCUGGAGAGGACCCAGAAAGACAGCUUUGAUUGGUCAGUUUGUGAGUGACGUUGUGUGGGGCGAAUUAGAUGUGUUGUUAGUGGACACGCCUCCAGGGACGUCUGAUGAGCACCUGGCUGUUCUGGAGAAACUAGGCAAGCACAGAGUGGAUGGAGCAGUGCUCGUGACCACCCCACAGGCAGUAUCAACUGGAGAUGUGCGUCGUGAGAUCACGUUCUGUAAGAAGACCGGAGUGAAGAUUCUGGGCAUUGUAGAAAACAUGAGUGGCUUUGUCUGUCCACACUGCUCAGAGUGCACCAGUAUCUUCUCCAAGGGAGGAGGGGAGGAGCUGGCAAAGCUCACAGGGUCUGUGUUUCUGGGCUCUGUGCCCCUGGAUCCACUCCUGAGUGCCAGUAUGGAGGAGGGGCGGGACUUCUUGCAGGCGUUUCCAGAGAGCGCCACUUACACUGCCCUGCAAGCUGUAGCAGAGACACUGCUGCAUGCCCUGGAUCACUGACACUAACCUUC